CCGGCGCGCUCCGCCUCCCUCAUCAGUCCUCCUCACAAGCGCAGAGAGAGAGAGAGAGAGCGUCUGGGUGCGGAGUCACUCUGGCUGGGACUGGCGCUAGCAGCAGCGGCGGCGGCACUGGUGAGCGGUGGUGGCGAGGAGGAGCCGGCCAAGAGUGCGGCGCGUCGUCACCGAGGCCGAGGCGCCCGUCAUCUCUGGACUCUGGGGAUCUCCGCUUUCCCCCGUUCGAGGGUGGAGGAUUGGACCUGUUCCUACUCCCGGGGGUCUGCUUUCGCUGGGUUUUCCGAUAAUUUGCCCAGGAGCAGGUGAAGUGCUGUCUGUGCUGAAAUUUGCCAUCCCGGUGCAGAAGUCCUGCCGUCGUUGGUGCCUUGUUGAGGAGAGAAUCGCUUGGGAUUUGCCUUGUCUUGUUCGGCUCUUGCUUGGUGGUUUUGCACUUGUUAUGCUAAGGUCUGAAUGGAGCUAGUAGAUAAGAUUGCGGAGCCUGAAGACCCUCUGGUGGUCACCGCUCGGAAGGUGCAGAGCCUGGAGCCGCCACUGCCGAUUCCGAUAAAGGCCUCAUGGAAAGGGAAGACCUCCCAGCAGCAGGAUGAGAAGGAUCUGCCAGAUGAUGGGGAGGAGAGCUUCCAGAGCGUGGAUUCCUCAGAUGAGGGUGGCCGGAGUUCUUUCUCCGGGGCCAGUCACCCCCUGGAGCCAAUUGAUAUGGACCUUAUGAAGACGGUCUAUGUCGCCAUUGAUGAGGAGAAGCCUGAGCGGCCGGUGUGUCUGGUGCGAGGGCUAUCAGCCAAAGGGCCGUUCAUGGAUGACCUCUCGCUCCGUGUCACAGGCCUGAAGGCAAAUGCAGUGGUCUGUGCAAGCAGUGGUGAAGGCUUGGCUGAAGAGAGGAAGGUGUCUGGUGCUGCAGUGGCGUCGCUGGCCACGGCACGCUCGUCACAGGCUACUGAAACUGUGUCCUUGCCUCCGGAUUCGGAGGAGAAGGACUGCGUGUGGGAUGCAUCGCUCCCUCCCAGCGGCAAUGUCAGCCCUCACAGUAGUAUUGAUAGCAUGGGAGUGGUCACUGCCAUGAGCAUCGCGAGCAACCGCAGUAACACAUAUAAAAGUGAAGCCAUAGCUAGCGGAACCAUGCUUACUGUCGAGAGGAACUUUGGAAGUGUAAAGAGUAGUGUUCGAGGUGACUCUUUAGAAAGUGCAAAAACAAGCAUGAGCCGAGCAAGUGACAGCAGUGGUGUUAGCGAUGAUAGCAGCUGGAGCCAUAUCACUGGAGGUACCAGCAAGCCUCACAAGGGGAACGACCCUAGAGGAAAGGCGAUUCAUGCUGUGCGGAUUCGAGAUGGCGUGCUUGGGAUGAGCCACUUUAGACUGCUCAAGCGUCUAGGCUGUGGUGACAUUGGCAGUGUAUACCUCUCGGAGUUAAGUGGGACUAGGUGCUACUUUGCAAUGAAAGUGAUGGACAAGGCAUCCUUGGCCAGCAGGAAGAAGUUGAAUAGGGCUCAAACUGAGAGGGAGAUCCUACAGCUUCUGGAUCAUCCAUUCCUACCAACUCUGUAUACACAUUUUGAGACUGAUAGGUUCUCUUGUCUGGUCAUGGAAUUUUGUCCGGGUGGCGACUUGCACACUCUGCGACAGAAACAGCCAGGAAAAUAUUUCUCCGAGUAUGCAGCAAGGUUUUAUGCUGCAGAAGUUCUUCUAGCUAUUGAAUAUCUGCACAUGCUGGGAGUUGUUUACAGGGACCUGAAGCCAGAAAAUGUUCUGGUGCGUGAUGAUGGCCACAUAAUGCUUUCAGAUUUCGACCUCUCCCUGAGAUGUGCAGUGUCACCUACAUUAAUCAGGACAUCGGCCUUUGAUUCUGACCCCAGAAGGGCGGGUGGUUCAUUCUGUGUGCAACCUACUUGCAUGGAGCCUACUUCGGCCUGUAUUCAGCCAGCUUGUUUCAUACCCAAAUUGUUCGGUCAGAAGAGCAAGAAAAAGACCAGAAAGACAAGGUCUGAGCUAGGACAGAGUGCCAUCAACCUGCCCGAGCUCCUCGCAGAACCAACGUCAGCUCGAUCCAUGUCAUUUGUUGGGACUCACGAGUACUUGGCCCCAGAAAUCAUCAAAGGCGAAGGCCAUGGAAGUGCGGUCGACUGGUGGACCUUUGGUAUCUUCUUGCACGAGCUUCUAUACGGCAAGACACCAUUCAAGGGGUCAGGCAACCGUGCCACGCUGUUCAACGUGGUCGGUCAGCAGCUGAAGUUCCCCGAGUCGCCGUCGACGAGCUACGCCGGCAGGGAUCUCAUCAGGGGGCUCCUGGCCAAGGAGCCGCAGCAGCGCCUCGGCGUGAAGAGGGGCGCGACGGAGAUCAAGCAGCACCCGUUCUUCGAGGGCGUGAACUGGGCCCUCAUCCGGUGCAGCACGCCCCCCGAGGUCCCGAGGCCCGUCGAGGCUGAGCUGCCCGUGAAGUACGGGGUGUCGGAGGCGGUCGCGAGCACCAACAAGAGGGUGGUCGGCGCGGACGCCAAGUCCAGCGGGAAGUACCUUGACUUUGAGUUCUUUUAGAGUUUGCGCCUUAGCGGCGGAGCUUGUUGUUUGCAUACUGUUGGUGUUGUUGGGUCAGUGUGGUGUUGUGAUUUUCACGGUGCUGUUUAUGUCAGUCACCGCUGUUACAAAUUUCUUGCAUCUGAACUGGCCGAAAUUAGCUAGGUGUGUUUGAUCUGCA
Molecule: messenger RNA, 2692 nt
Organism: Aegilops tauschii subsp. strangulata
Lineage: Eukaryota; Viridiplantae; Streptophyta; Magnoliopsida; Poales; Poaceae
Product: serine/threonine-protein kinase D6PKL1
Biological process (GO): protein phosphorylation
Molecular function (GO): ATP binding; protein kinase activity
Source: RefSeq, a predicted model, not a curated record